UUAUCGCUCAAAUUUUUGGCAUAGUAACUAGUAUUUAGAGAGAAAUUUUUUUGUGGUUCUUAUUGACUGUUUCCAGCAAAUAUUUUAAUUUUUAAUCAAUUGCAUCAGCCUAUUUUUAUCAGUUUUAUGUGGAAUCGUUUUUUGUGUUGACGUUUAGGUUAUGUCUGUCUGGAAACCUUACACAAAAUUACAGGCGAAGAGCGCAUUUCAUCAGCUUAAAGAUCUAUUUGCCGAAAUUUAAAAAUGUGAAAGGUGUUGACGGAUCUGACGCAAUCUGACGACAGAGAAAAACAUGGACUGUUUAUAAAAAUGGACAGCACGAUCUCCGGGGUUCAAAAUGUGGGUUGAAAUAGCUUAAAGUUCAAAGUACAAAUAGUAAGAAUAAUGCAGAGUGAACGUUUUCUAAUUAAAUACAUAAGUGUAAAUAAUUGUUUCCUAUAUUUGCCGGAUUCAUGGCUACGAAGAGUAUCAUCAAAGCCAAAUAUUGUUAGACUAUCUCACAAAGAUUCAGAUUAUUACUUAUCCUGGUUUUUAUUACCGGGUCCUCAUGAUUCUCCAUCCUUAAGUGCAACUUUUGCAAGAAGUUUGGAUAUUAAAGAAGGUGAUGAAGUUUUUAUUUCCUGCGUAUCAGAAUCGCCUUCUGUUACGAGCAUUACAGUCAUUCCAAAAAGCGAUCAAGAUCAAGAAAUUUUAGAGCUUCAAUUUGAAAAAGUCCAGUCAACUCUUCUCGAUCAAAUUUCAAUCGUCGCAAAAAAUCAACCAAUAAUAGCAUGGGUUUCGAAAAGAUUAUACGUAACAAUGGUCGUAGAUUUCCUCGAUCCAAAUUUCCGUUACGGAAAGCUGAACGAACACUCGGAAGUUCACGUGAAAGACGCAGGUACGAAAACAGAUGCAAAGCACAAAUCGAAGUCGAGAGACACUCAAGACCGCAGUACCGGAAGCGGAAUAUGGAGCGUUUUGAACAAGCACCUGCCGUCGAUAUUCACGGAUAGCAGCGACGCUGCAAUCCCGGAUAUGACUCCCGAUGAAAUCCAAGCUGAAUUGGACAAAUAUCUCAAUAUAAGUCCUCCUCAAACCUUCCGAGCACACGAAAUCUUAAAAAUAGUAGAUACAACUCAAACGAAUGCCUCCGAAGUAGCCUUGCGUUGUCCUUACAACGUCUUUGUUCGACAAUGCCACUUGCCACUCUCUUUCGACUCCACUCAAGAUAAUCUUUUCAAAAUCCGAAAAGUUCUAGGAGAUGCUCGUUUUGUGAGGAAGAAAAAUAUAGAAUUGAUUUUGCCAGCUGAUCGAAUUGUACCUCAUGAACCAACCGAGUUAAUUGUUAAGUUGUUGUGCUUAGAAGAUCAUUUGGAGCAGUGCUCUACUCUCGUUGAUAAAGAAUAUUUUGCAUCUAUUUCAAAGCAAAAGAUUAUCUACAUAUCACCGAAUUUAGCAAUGAAUUUGAAACUGAGCGUCGGUGGUAAAGUGCUGUUAGAAACUUUUCCGCGAACCGAAAAUAGUGUUUCUUCCGUAGAACUUUUUCCAAUUGAUGAAGCGGUGACUUCUGAGAUUUUUGAGGAUUAUAUUAAAGAACGCUCGAAAUAUGAAAGAGUGUUAAUGAAUUCGUGUUCUAGGAUACUGUUUGAUAAUGGAAAUGUCUGCAUUUUAAAAAUAUCUCCGGAAUGUAAAUAUUCUUUUUUUGAUGCAGAUUGUUUGAAAAAUUUAAAAGUUCAUGUGAAUGAAGUAAUAGAGACUAAGAAGGAUGAAAGUUUGAGUGACGGCGAGGAUGAGGAAAAUGUUGAAUUGAGGAUAGAUAAUAUUUCAAUGAGGAUCUUUGAUGAAAUUUUGUCGGAAUGUAAAUUAACCUUGGAUCUUAGUUUGGGUUUGCAUAAUAUAAAAGGCCUGGAAUAUGAUCGUGAAAAUAUUUUGAUUUGCGGAGAUGUGGGCUCUGGUAAAACCACAGUAUGUAGAAUAUUAGAAGACAAGUUACGAAAGCCUCCUCAUUUUAUUCAUACACGCAGAAUCGACUGCAAACGACUGAAAGGUAAAAGGGUGGAUCCGAUAUCAAAAAUAAUUGAAUCUGUAUUAAAGGAUUGUGUAUUUCACCAGUAUUCAGUUCUCUUUCUCGAUGAUUUGGAAUUCAUAACGAAUGCGUCGCAAAAUGAAGAAGAAGCGACGCCUGAUUCAACUAAUGCUACGAGGAUCACAGAAAUGAUAAUUGAACUAGUAACGAAAUGUCAAGCCGUUCAUGAAAUAUCGUUGAUAGCUACUUGCGCAGAUGUAAAUAAAAUUGGUGAGAAAAUGAGGGCUCCAAGAGGAAUUCAUUUUUUCCGAACCCUUUUGUCGAUACCAGUUUUGAAAAAGGAAGACAGGAUAGAGGUUUUGCAACUGAGUCUCAAGGAUAAGUUGGAAGUAUCCAGUGAAAUUGACUGGGAUAACUACGGAAAUAAAACAGAAGGUUGGAUGGUUGAAGAUAUAGUAGAUAUGGCAGAGAAAGCAGCUUUCACCGCCUAUAAACGACAUGUGGGUGGAAACUUGAAAUCAAGCGUCACGCUUUUGGGUGAUGAUUUGUCGAGUGCUUUGGAUCGUAGCAAACCAAGGUCACUGCAAGGUGUCAAUUUAUACAAAGGUCCUGGAUAUUCAUGGUCGGACAUAGGAGGUUUAGUUAACGUAAAAAGGUCAUUGAUUGAAAUUUUACACUGGCCUUUAAAGUAUCCAGAAAUUUUCAAAAACGCCCCGAUUAAAUUGCAAAGUGGAGUCUUGCUUUACGGAAUGCCGGGAACUGGAAAAACUAUGUUAGCUGGUGCGAUUGCAAAAGAGUGUGGACUGAACAUGAUUACUGUUAAGGGGCCAGAGUUAUUAUCGAAAUAUAUUGGUGCGAGUGAAGAAUCGGUGCGGAAUAUCUUCGAAAAAGCUAAACGAGCAAAACCAUGUGUCUUAUUUUUUGAUGAAUUCGAUAGUCUUGCUCCCAGACGUGGUAAUGACAGUACUGGUGUCACUGAUAGAGUAGUUAAUCAGUUAUUGACACAAUUGGAUGGAGUUGAAGGAAGAGAAGGAGUUUCUGUGGUUGCAGCAACUUCAAGGCCAGAUUUAUUAGAUCCGGCUCUUCUGAGACCCGGAAGACUUGAUAAAUGUUUGCUCUGUCCCCUGCCAGAUGAUAGUGAGAGGGAAGAAAUUUUAAGAGCUCUCUUUAAAUCUAACAGAAUAAAUACAGAGAGUUUGGAUUUAAAAGAGUUGGCAACUUUGUCAACGGGAUACACUGGCGCUGAUUUGAAAGGAGUUUUAACUCAGGCAAGAUUAGUAGCUUUGGAAGAAGCUUUGGAGACUGCAACUCCGGAGGAGAAGAAAAAAGUCGACGGAAGGAACCUUACACAGAAACAUUUACUGGAUUCUUUGAAAUCAACAAGACCAUCCCUAACAACUGCAGAAAAAGAUAAAUACACCUUCGUUUAUUCUCGAUUUACAAAAGGCAGUGGCAUGCCCAGUGAAAAUUUACCGAAACAGAAAGCAACUUUGGCUUAAUUUGUAAAUAAGUUUUGAUCUGUGAAUUCCCAAAUGGUGAGUUGUACAUGUGCCAUUAUUUGAAUAUGAACUGUAAAUAAAAAAUGGUUACUUUUGGGAAA
Molecule: messenger RNA, 3605 nt
Organism: Belonocnema kinseyi
Lineage: Eukaryota; Metazoa; Arthropoda; Insecta; Hymenoptera; Cynipidae
Gene: Pex1
Product: peroxisome biogenesis factor 1
Exons: 17
Coding region: 385-3504 (1039 amino acids)
Biological process (GO): protein import into peroxisome matrix
Cellular component (GO): cytosol; peroxisomal membrane; peroxisome
Molecular function (GO): ATP binding; ATP hydrolysis activity
Source: RefSeq, a predicted model, not a curated record